GAGAAGUUAAAUUUUCAUUUUAUCUCGUGUAAAAAUGCCGACGGUUAUAGCGUUAGACGUAUCUCUGUCAAUGAGACGUCCAAUACUAAACAGUGGAUCUGCUGAAAAUAAUCAAAAUGAACAGUUAACUAGACAUCACUUAGCUGUCCAUGGAAUAAAUGCAUUGUUACACUAUUUGCAAGUUAAUUCGAAAUUGGAAUUUGUAGCUUUGGUUGUUUUUUCGUCGUUGUACGAAGUUAUUUGUCCAUUUACUCGUGAUUAUGAUAGCAUACGUUCAAAAUUACAAAACAUUGAAGAAUGUGACAAGACUUGUAUUGAAACUGCUCUUCAUGGUGUCAAUAAUGUUAUCAUGGCAGAGUGGGGUAAUACUACAGCAUGUCAAGUAGUAUUAAUUACUGAUGGUAACCCUGGAGUAGGACCAAUGUCUUUAGGCGAUUCAUUGAAUUCAUUAAAUUUAACAAGGGAUGUAAAUCCAUUUCCAUUACCAUUUCCUUAUCCAGGAAAGUUAAGUAUUGUAUGCAUUGCACCACAACAAGAACCUGGUUUACAUAUUGGUUUACCACUUUACCAGCGAUUAGUUGAGCUGGCUGGUGGUGAUAGUGUGGUACUUGUUCCUGACACACCACUUUCAAAACAUUCAGUCACAACUUGUUUUCAGAAAUUAGCAGAAACUAAUUAUGUUUCUUUUCAAGGCUAUUUAAAAUGUGGAAAUUUAGGAUCCAGAGUCCUUUUAUCACCAGCACCAAUGCCUUACACUAAGAAAACAGAUUUUGAAUUGGUUUCUGGUUUGAUGAUAUCAAAAACAAUAGAAAUUUGUGGAUUUAUAUCAGUAGCAGAUGUUGGUAGUCCUAGUGCUAUAUCUAGACAUUUAGUUUUACCAUUAGCUACAGAAAAGAGUUCAAGCAUGCAAGGAAUAUCUCUAGAAGAAGAUUCAGAUACAGAUGAAAAUGGAGAUGAAGGAAAAGUACCCUCUUUUUGUGUGCUAUUACAUGGGGCUUUGAAGGUUGAAAAUAUGGUAGCACUCUGUUUGUUAAAUAAUGAGUGGUAUGGUUUUAUAUACUCGUGGGCAGAUACAAAAAAGAAAUCAAAUUUAAUGUUAACAGUGUUAGAACCGGGUUUAGAUGUUGUACCUUGGUUAGGGAACUUUAGCAAUUUGGGCCCACUUGAUGCAGCUAAAGGUGCUGCUGUUAGUUUCCCAGUUAGACCAAAUGAAAAAAGAAGUUAUACUCAGAACGCACCAUCUUGGAUUCGCCAAGUUGGACUGCAAUCCGAUAUUCAGAAAAUUUUAAGACACGCAAGAAAAUUACCCGAAAAAACACAAAACUUCUAUAAGGAGGUAAAUCGAUUACGUAGAGCUGCUGCAUCAAUGGGAUUUGUAGAACUUUUGGAAGGAUUGGCAUGUAUUUUGGAGCGUGAAUGUACAUUAUUACCACCAAAUUUGAACCCUGAUUGUACAAUACAAAUGGGUCAUGUAGCAUCUAUGAUAAGGAAACCCGAAUUUCUUGAACUUAGAUAUAAUAUACCACCAGCUCGUACAAGAUUUCAACAUGGAGGAUCUUAAAUAAGGCAAUAAUGUAAUUUGUAAUAUAUUAAUGUAUUUAUAUAGAUAACAAUUUCUAUAUUAAAAAUAAUUUUUAUAUUUUA
Messenger RNA from Osmia lignaria (orchard mason bee), 1644 nucleotides. It is a transcript of the gene IntS14, whose product is annotated as integrator complex subunit 14. The record is from RefSeq and is a predicted model, not a curated record. NCBI's taxonomy places the organism in Eukaryota, Metazoa, Arthropoda, Insecta, Hymenoptera, Megachilidae. Gene Ontology annotation, cellular component: integrator complex. Gene Ontology annotation, biological process: snRNA 3'-end processing.